AUGAUCGCGGUGCUGGUGCCCUCGGCGCACCGCGCGCCCCUGGAGGACACGACGGCGCGCGAGAGCGGCGUGCUGACGCUCACCGAUCUGGAGCCCGACACGCUCUACCAGCUGAGCUUGGUGGCUCGCAACAGCCUCGGCUAUUCGCUUCCUUCCUACGCGGUGGAGUUCCGCACGAAGCCUUCCACGCCGCAGCCCAUCACCGACCUCCGAAUCUGCCGCCUGAACGAUCCUGUGAAGACCAGCGCGGGCCUGAUCGUGUACACGGAGGCCGAGGCGUGCUGGACGGCGUCGCGCUCGAACAACGUGACCUACCACGUGGUGGUAGCGGAGCUGCAGUUCAACCAGACGGUGUCGGAGGCGGAGCAGGCGCAGACGGCGGAGACGAGCGCGACGAUCACGGUGUCGAACAGCGUGAGCAACUACCGCGUGACGGUGCGGACCUGCGCGAACCAGGAGGUCGAGGAGGGCGAGCGCUGCACGGAGGUGUCGCGCGACUUCGUGACCGCGAUCGAUCUGGAGGACGUGGAUCGCUUCCCGCAGGGCGCCAACAUCAAGCUGGUCGCGGAGCGCAUGUCGCAGGGGGAGAUGCGAGUCGGCUUCACGCACCCGCUGGAGAACUACUUCCCCAUCGAGAAGUACACGGUGCACUACGGCAAUGUCUUCGACGACGAGUGCGCGAUCUCCGGAACCGUUCUGGAGUCCUGCCCGAUCCGAAUGGAGUACUGCACGAGCAGCUCGAUCACCAUCACGGUCCGCGCCACCGUCAACGGAAACUUCGCCGGCCUGCCUUCGAACCGCGUGACCGUGUUCUGCGGGCAGCCGCGUCUGACCAUCCAGGCGCGUCCGGGCUACGACUUCGUGUCGUUCUUCGUGACGAGCGAGUUCCACACGACGGCGACCUGCACGAUCCGCCAGCGCUUCGAUGCGGAGAUUCUGGGCUCGCAGGAGGUGGUGGUCGACCCGGUGAACAAUCCGCCCGCGUACCUGUUCAAGAGUCUGGACCCGGAUACCGAAUACUUCAUUGACUGCCAGGGCUUCGAUGUGGAGUUCGUGCCGAUCAGCGGCUCGGUGAUGUUCGCGACCUACAACGACUUCGCUUUGCCGUCCAUGCUGCUGGCCGAUCCGAUCCUGUCCGAGACGAGCGCGUCCUUCGUGCGCGUGGCCGUGGAGGCGGUGAACAUGCCCGGUAACGUGUACUGCUUGGUGGUGCCCGAGGGCAGCACGGUCCCCGUGUGGCCGUCGCGCGCCCAGUUCAUCAAGAAGGGCUACCGCAGCUACGUGUUCCCCGAGAUGCGCGAGAUGAGCGUGCUGCUGUCCGAGCUGAAGCCCAGCACCACGUACAACGCGCGCUGCAUCUUCGACCCCGACUUCGACGCCUCGCGCACCGUGCUGCGCCGCCGUCUGGCGGAGGAGGACUUCGUGUUCACCACGGCCGCCGUGGACAGUCCGCAGUGGGCGUCGCUCUCGCCGAGCGGAUCGGUGCAGGUCUACGUGAACGCGGCGAUCGAGCUCACCGGCGCGCUGCCCGUGAUCCCCUACGUGGGCACGCUGACGCUCUCCUGCCCGCAGCACCCCGAGUUCACGCAGAUUCUCCGUCCCAACAACACGCGUUUCGAGAUUCAGGGCAACACGGUCCGCGUGACGCCGCUCCGCCCGCUGCACCCCGCCUACGAAUACGUCGUGGAGACCACGCUGGGUCUCUUCCUGGACGCCUUCAGCCGCUUCCCGCUUCCCGCCCUGCUCCCCGCGGACAAGUUCGCGUUCGUGGUGACGAACGACACGCUGCUGACGGCCGAGCCCGCCCUGGUGGACUCGAUGCCGAAGAACGGCGCGGAGAGCCAGCAGUCGACGCUGGAAGUGACCUUCACGUUCGACCGUCCGGUGAUGGCGGGCUCGGCCUUCUACAAGGUGCUGGUGAACAACGACGCGCCGCUGUACCUGCCGACCAGCGAGAUGCUGUUCAGCAACAACAUGGUGGUGGCCGCGCGCCAGCUGUUCUACCCCGAGGACUCGGAGGUGCGGAUCGUGCUGCCGGAAGGCUCGAUCUGCUCGACGUUCGGCGUGUGCAUCUCGCAGCCCAUCGAGCUGCACUUCACGGUGCGCAGCCUGCAGACCCCGCCGCAGAUGAUGAGCAUCUUCCCCGCCAACGGGCAGCAGCACGUGCCCGCGAGCGAGGACCUGGUGCUGGUGUUCAACAAGCGGAUCGAGCUCGCGGAGGACUUCGUGUUCGUGCUCACCGACGAGACCACGCGGAACGUGACGCUGCACUACGCGCGCGAGAAGGACAAGGUGUACCCGCGCCUGUUCGUGGACGCCAACCGCGUGGUGGUGCGCGGCUCGGCGAUCCCUGCGGGCCACAGCUACACGGUGAAGUUCAACGCGGAGGACUUCAAGGACAGCGCGGGCAAUCGCGCGCUGAACCUCCCUGAGAACUACGCCUUCGCGGUGUCACAGUACCCCUGCAGCGGAGGAUACAUCUUCGAGGACAUGGGCAGCGAGUGCUCGUGCUUCCUCACGGAUACCAAGUGCGAGUGCUGGUGCGGAGAGCCCGAGAACCCCAUGGAUGUUGUCAUCCGACUGGCGUUGUAG
Molecule: messenger RNA, 2592 nt
Organism: Blastocystis hominis
Lineage: Eukaryota; Bigyra; Opalinata; Blastocystidae
Exons: 1
Coding region: 1-2592 (863 amino acids)
Molecular function (GO): protein binding
Source: RefSeq, a predicted model, not a curated record